GAAGUUUGUGCAUAGGUGAAAUACCUGAAUCCGGCCACAGGGAGAGACCUGCUGGCUAUGGGGGACUGACACCCACCACUGAAGCUGACCUUGCUCUCUCUCUUCUCCAUGUCCUCGGAGGCUGAAGUGCACAGAGGGCAUUAGUCAGCUUGUUCUGUGGAUUCUGGUGGGAUUCCAUCAGUGCGAAGCACCAGUUGAAGACUAAAGUGUGAGACAGAGAGACUAGGGAGUGAUUUUGCCAACAAAGAGACAAAUAUUUAAAUAAACCCUAAUCUGAACAAGCUUCCUAUAACUACUGAAGAUAAAUGAUACUGAGCAUCAGAUUUCUGCCUUACCUGAUGGAUUUGGCUUCGGAUCAGCAGAAGAGACAUAGCCCAGCACCAAGUCGUCAAGGUGCCGCGGAGCCUGAGUUCUCGGUGUGAGAGGUGUAGAGGUGUGUGGUCUCACGCCAGCAAAAGGAGGAGUGCCAGGACUGGACAGGUGUCGAGAGUCACCAUGCCUAGAGGUCAGAAGAGUAAGCUCCGUGCCCGUGAGAAACGCCGCCAGGCCCGUGGUGAGACCCAGGCUCUGAAGGAUGCUCAGGCUACUGCAGCAGCAGCAGGAGAGUCCCCCUCCGCCGCCUGUCCUCCCUCUGGGGGUAGACCUGCUGCUGCGACUCCUAGCCAUCCUCAGGGAACCGCAUCUUCCACCAGUGCUGAUGCAGCUCUUUCAUGCAUCAAUUCAGAUGAAGAUGCCAGAAGCCAAGAUGGGGGAAGCCCCAGAUCGUCUGAUGGCACUCAGGUCUCACGCAGAGACCCAUUAAACAAGAAGGUAGUUUUGUUGGUGCACUUCCUGCUGGAGAAGUAUCAAAAGAAAGAGCCAAUUACGAAGGCAGACAUGCUGAAGCUUGUCCUCAAAAAGUACAAGUAUCAUUUCAAUGAGAUCCUCAAGAGAGCCUCUGAGCACAUGGAGCUGGCCUUCGGGAUUGAUUUGAAGGAAGUGGAUCCCAUCCGGCACUGCUACACCCUCAUCAGCAAACUCGACCUCACCGUCGAUGGCACGAUGCAUGAAGAAGAGAACAUGCCCAAGACCGGCAUCCUGAUGAUUGUGCUGGGUGUGAUCUUCAUUAGAGGCAACUGCGCCCCUGAGGAGCAAGUCUGGGAAGUCCUGAAUAUGAUGGGCGUCUAUGCUGAAAGGAGGCACUUAAUCUAUGGGGAGCCCAGGAAGAUCGUCACCCAAGAUUUGGUGCAGCUAAAGUACCUGGAGUACCGCCAGGUGGCCAACAGUGAUCCUCCACGCUACGAGUUCCUGUGGGGCCCGCGAGCCUAUGCCGAGACCAGCAAGAUGAGAGUCCUGGAGUUUUUAGCCAAGAUUCAUGAUACCGUCCCCAGUGCCUUCCCGCCGUGGUACGAAGAGGCUUUGAAAGAUGAGGAAGAGCGAGCCCGAGCCCGAGCCGCAGCCAGGGCUCAGACCGCUGCCAUGGCCAGGGCACGCUCCAGGGCCUUGACCAGCAGCUUCUCCCACCCUAAGUGACGUGGGCGGCUGGUUGAACAGGUUUUAUAUCAAAUGUUGAAGCUUGAAGCAGAUUGUUUUCUUUGUGGAAGGAAAAAGCAGUCAACAUUCUAAGGAAUAGAUGGCCAGAGUGGGUCUGGAAGGAACACAGUGAAUAUCGUCUUUGUGGUCCUGCUAUAUCUCAUAAACUUAAAGGUUUUGUUCCUUUUCUUGUUUCUUUCUCUUUUUUUUUUCUUUCUCUCUUCCUUUUGCUUUCUUUUUCUUUUAUGUUUCAAAUGUUAUUUCUUUAACAGAAAGUUUAUAUAAUUUUCGAAUCUAAAUUUAUUAAUGAUUUUCGUUGUUUGUGGCUGUUUAAUAGAUGUAAGAUUAGGUGUUUUAUUAUUUAGUAAAACAAAUUGGGAAACCUUUCAUAUUUACCAAAACAGAACAAUGAAACAUGGCGUUGUAACAGGCAUUCCCUAGGAAAUGCGAAAGAAUUUCGCAGUAAAAUUGCUGGGAUCAAAAAAAGGAGGGGGGAGAAGUAAAAGAAGUUCUGUUCUUGGUUUCCCUUAUACUUUUUAGUCUGUUGUUCUGUAAGGAUAGAAGAUGCAUACAUGGAUUUGUUUGGCUUAUUAAAGAAUGGAGGAGAAAUAAAAUGCUUAAAUAGUAGAAUUCAUGCUUGCUGGGUCAUUUGUUUUCCAGAUACUAAUUGAGUGUCUGCUCUGUAAAAGUUAGUGUUAGAAAUGGGGAAGCUAGGAUAUAAAACACUCCUGGCCUUAGACUGUGC
This is a messenger RNA of Zalophus californianus (California sea lion), 2257 nucleotides long. Its product is annotated as melanoma-associated antigen B18-like. The record is from RefSeq and is a predicted model, not a curated record. The coding region runs from base 496 to 1512 and encodes 338 amino acids. The transcript is spliced from 7 exons. NCBI's taxonomy places the organism in Eukaryota, Metazoa, Chordata, Mammalia, Carnivora, Otariidae. Gene Ontology annotation, biological process: negative regulation of transcription by RNA polymerase II. Gene Ontology annotation, cellular component: nucleus.